AUGGCACUGGACAGCGACAACUCAAGCCAAGACAUGUUCGGCUAUGAUCAGUACGAUCAUUUCGAGCAGGAGAUCGGCGGCGCCUCGGUGGUGCGUCGCAAUGCCCGGGAGCGCAACCGGGUCAAGCAGGUCAACAACGGCUUCAGCCAGCUCCGGCAGCACAUUCCCGUGGCUGUGAUCGCCGAUCUGAGCAACGGUCGGCGCGGCAUUGGUCCGGGGGCCAACAAGAAGCUGAGCAAGGUCAGCACUCUGCGCAUGGCCGUCGAGUACAUACGUCGGCUGCAAAAGGUCAUCGAUGAGAACGAUCACAAGCGGACUGAUCAACAGCAGCACCAUCAUCACCAUGUGCAGCAGCAACAUAUGCUCUUCCAGCAACAGAACUUGCAGCUGCAGCAGCAACAGCAACAGCAGCACUUGUACGCUCUCCAACAGCAACUUCAGCUCAGCUCUCCCACCGGCAGCGUCAGCUCCUGCAACAGUAGCAACAGCAGUUCCUCCUAUUACAAUGCAGCAUCGGCGACAGCGACAGCAACAGCAACAGCCAAUUUGGUGCAGCCAACGGCAGUCACAACGAAGCUGGAGUCUAGCUACGAGGACUACCGCAACAAUUCCUGCAGCUCUGGGACCGAGGACGAGGACAUCCUCGACUACAUCUCGCUCUGGCAGGAUGAUCUUUAA
Molecule: messenger RNA, 678 nt
Organism: Drosophila persimilis
Lineage: Eukaryota; Metazoa; Arthropoda; Insecta; Diptera; Drosophilidae
Product: achaete-scute complex protein T5
Exons: 1
Coding region: 1-678 (225 amino acids)
Biological process (GO): positive regulation of transcription by RNA polymerase II
Cellular component (GO): RNA polymerase II transcription regulator complex
Molecular function (GO): DNA-binding transcription factor activity, RNA polymerase II-specific; RNA polymerase II transcription regulatory region sequence-specific DNA binding; protein dimerization activity
Source: RefSeq, a predicted model, not a curated record